Molecule: messenger RNA, 318 nt
Organism: Ochotona princeps (American pika)
Lineage: Eukaryota; Metazoa; Chordata; Mammalia; Lagomorpha; Ochotonidae
Product: small ribosomal subunit protein eS12-like
Exons: 2
Coding region: 1-318 (105 amino acids)
Biological process (GO): translation
Cellular component (GO): ribosome; cytosolic small ribosomal subunit
Molecular function (GO): structural constituent of ribosome
Source: RefSeq, a predicted model, not a curated record
AUGGCCGAGGAAGGCAUUGCUGCUGGAGGUGUAAUGGACAUGAACAUUGCUUUACAAGAGGUGCUCACGACCACCCUUAUCUACACCGGCCUUGUGCGUGACAUCCGUGAAGCCACCAAAGCCUUAGAAAGGCACCAAGCCCACCUCUGUGUGCUGCCAUCCAACUGUGAUGAGCCCAUGUAUGUCAAGUUGGUGGAGGUCCUGUGUGCCAAACACCAGAACAACCUGAUAAAAAUUGAUGACAACCAGAAACUUAGGGAUUGGGUAGGCUUCUGUAUAACUGACCAAGAGGGGAAACCCCGUAAAGUGGUUGGCUAA